This is a messenger RNA of Malaya genurostris, 3011 nucleotides long. It is a transcript of the gene Klp67A, whose product is annotated as kinesin-like protein KIF18A. Gene Ontology annotation, molecular function: microtubule motor activity; microtubule binding; ATP binding. Gene Ontology annotation, biological process: microtubule-based movement. The record is from RefSeq and is a predicted model, not a curated record. NCBI's taxonomy places the organism in Eukaryota, Metazoa, Arthropoda, Insecta, Diptera, Culicidae. The coding region runs from base 256 to 2934 and encodes 892 amino acids. The transcript is spliced from 5 exons.
GUAAAACAAAACAAGCAUCAAACGGUUCUUCUUGUGGCCGUGGGUGAAACUGCAACUGCCAAAAUUACAAUCGCUGACUUACAACGAUUUUGAAACCUUUUUCCGUUCUAAAACGUGUUGGUGAUGUUCAAAUGUGAAUAAAUGUUAUAUUUUUGCUGGUUGUACAUACAAAACUGUUGCCAUCGAAGGAAGCGGUGAUUUGAAUUAAAGUGAACCAUUUUUUCCGAUAUUUAUAUUCUGUACCAGACUGAAGUGAUGGAUAGCAAAAACAUUCGAGUGGCUGUUCGUGUUCGGCCGUUCAAUCGCAGGGAAUUAGAACAAAAUCAACGAAACAUCAUUAAGGUUCUGGAUCGCACUACACUGAUGUUCGAUCCGGAUGAAGAUGAGGACGAAUUCUUCUUUCAUGGAAUGAAGCAGACACACAGGGACAUCACAAAACGAGUGAAAAAGAAGCUUGCCAUGGAAUAUGACGAUGUGUUCGAUGCGGAAGCCACGAACACGGAUAUCUUUCAGAACUGCACAAAACCGUUGGUGCAGUCCGUUAUGGAUGGAUACAAUUGUUCCGUUUUUGUUUACGGUGCAACCGGAGCUGGUAAAACAUUUACAAUGCUCGGAAGUGAAGAGUGUCCAGGCAUAACUUUUCUCACCAUGAAAGAUUUGUUCCGUCAGAUCGAACAACUGAGCGGUGUACGUAAAUUCGAUAUCGGAAUUUCAUAUCUGGAAGUUUACAAUGAGCUGGUUAUGAACCUGCUGACGAAAUCGGGACCACUAAAGCUGAGAGAAGACAGCAGCGGUGUGGUGGUUAGUGGUUUGGUACUGAAACAAAUUCACAACGCGGAAGAACUGUUGGACUUGUUAGCUCUAGGAAACCAGAAUCGAACGCAGCAUCCGACCGAUGCAAAUGCUGAAAGCAGUCGCAGUCACGCCAUUUUCCAGGUGCACAUACGAAUGGUAGAUAAAGUCACUGGACAAAAGAAAACAGUCAAACUGUCGAUGAUUGACUUAGCUGGAAGUGAGCGAGCUGCUAGUACUAAAGGAAUCGGAAUUAGAUUCAAAGAAGGCGCCAAUAUCAACAAAAGUCUGCUUGCUUUGGGAAACUGUAUCAACAAACUUGCGGACGGUUUGAAGCAUAUUCCCUAUCGGGACUCCAAUUUGACGCGUAUUUUGAAGGACAGUCUCGGGGGAAACUGCCAAACAUUGAUGAUUGCCAAUGUUUCGCCAUCUUCACUUACCUAUGAAGAUACGUACAACACGCUAAAAUAUGCUUCCCGAGCUAAGAAAAUCAGAACAACGUUGAAGCAGAACAUUGUGCCAUCCAACGUGCCGAAAGAGUUCCUCGUUAAGAAGGUCAACGAACAGGCUGCUGAAAUUGAUCGUUUGAAAGCCAAACUCAAGGAAUUGGAAGAAUACAAAGCGGAUGCUGCUGCCAAACUGCUGGCUCCUCCUCCUCCCGCUGAACCUGUUCUACUGGAUGAAACUUUGCUUAACACCUGGCGGUCACGAAUUGACAAUUGUUUCUCGAUUGUUAAGAAAGCACAGGAACAUUAUUUCAAUUUGCAGAGCAAGGAAAAAAUACUCAAUUUAAGAUCCAAGCUGAAAGAGCAAGCAGAAGCUAUCAAGAAAAUUAUAACGCUGGACGGAAAACAUUUGAAUGGGGACAUCGCUCGACUGGAGGCAUCCAUUGAGCGGUACGGCAAGCAAGUGGCGCGACAAAAAGACGAGUUGAAUCGAUGGGCUAAGCGGUACAAAGAAGCACUGAAAAGUUUGGAAUCAUUGCGCAUAGAAGUGCGUUCGUCAGAGCUUUCCGAUAUUCUGCAGUACUACAUUACAGCAAAACAUCACGAGCUUGAUGCGGCCAAAUCCUACCUGAAGAAGAGUCACGUUAUGAAAAUCAAUUUAAUUUAUAUCGAUGAGAACAGACAAUGGGAAAAAAUAACGCGCUUGAGCGGAGACAUAAUACAACAGAAUUAUCUACUGUUACGAAGUAUGGACCGGCUGGACAAUGUUUCACUAGAAAAAAUGGAGAAAUUGGUGCGGUUGGACCACUGCCAGCGAGGCGUGAAAUUCAGCGAUGAUGACGAUCAAGGUGAACUGUUCAAGGAAGCAAACAUUACUGAUACGAAUAUCGAUGAUAUUGCUAACCUUUCUGAUUACGCUGACGGUUAUGAAGACGAAGAAACUGAUUUAGGAGUCAAACGGUUAAAAACGGAGGAAGAUCCUAUGGAUAAUGAGACGGUAUCUAAAAACCUAAAAAAUGAAGUGAACUUAGUAGAAUUCAAGAAACCUAGGGCGCUUCAUCCCCUAAAUUUUAAAGCCCAAAGUUUAAGCGUAAAAACUACGGUUAUGCGCAAAACUCCAACCAAGGCUCAAAAAACAACCACCAUCACACAAUUCAAAGUUCCGAAAUUGGUUCUGAGUGGACCGUCCAAACCAUCCAGCGCCAAGAAACGACCAAAACUGUCGAACUCAUCUACAUCAUCUAACGACGCUAGUGAUUGCUCCGAUGGUCCUGACGAAAACUGUGGCAAUGUCAACAGUACUUUCUGUAUUGAUCCAACGAAAAAUUCUGCAAGUUCCUUAUUUUCAAACGUACUGGUUGAAAGUAAUGUCGACCCAAAAGUUCUUAACAAAGUUCUCCGUCGAGCGUCCACGAAAGGCAACGUGAUUUCUAAGGUUACUCUUACUCUCAACAAAGAAAAUCGCAAGAUCAGUCCGAAAAGAGUAGGUAAAAGUCCAAGGCCGCUAGUUCGAACAAACAGUCGAUCACACACCUCAGCAGCCAGUGUGAUCAAUCGCUACCGGAUGAUGAAAGCUGGAGCAACUGCGAGUGUGACGUCGACAGGACGCACACUGAACGGCUACACAGGUUCUAGCGGGAUGAAACAGGCUUACGAUAGCGACGGCGAACGAAAAGGUCGCAACGCAAAGAAAUAAAUAGCAGUGGGAAAUUCCUUCGUUCUAUUUUUUUUGUAUUUUAUUUUUGUCGAAUGUAACUAUAUUUAUAAGUUUAA